GGAGCCGCGGUGCUGGGCUCCGGGCGGGCGCCGCCGCCGCCAUGGCGCUGUCGCUGAAGAUGCUGCCCUGCAAGAAGCGGAGGGCGGCGGUGGCGGGGCCGCAGAGCCCGCGGGACGACGGGGACCCGCCCGGGAGCUCCUCCUCGGACGGCGGCGGCUCCUCCGCCAAGCCCGCGUCGGCGGCCCGGGCCGGAGCGCUGCCCUCCGGCGGCCCGGGCGUGUGGAGGGGUCCCGGGGAGGCCUCGCUGAAGGGCGGGAAGCGGCCGGGCCCGAAGGAGGCCUGCACCCAGCUCCCUGAGGGCCUCGGCGCUCCCGAAGCGGCGGCAGCAGAAGGGAGGAUGCCCAAGCUGUGCCCAGAGGUGGAAGGGAGCGCGCAGAGGGACCUGUGCCUGCCUGAAAGCCAGGCCCCGGGGCAGGAGGCUCCAGGGAGAAGCUCUGUGCAGGUCCCCGCUCGGAAUCCUGCUGUGGUGAAGCCGCUGCGGAGCAGCAGAGCUGGAGAGGGGCCCCAGCAGACGGAGGAGCAAGAGGGAGAGGAUAUUGAAAGAAGGAAGAGGAGGAGGAAGGCAACCAAACGGAAAAGAGAAGGGAAAAGUCCAGAGGAGGAGGGGUCCUUGUCCUGUGACAUCAAACUGGACGAUACCCUGGACCGCACCUUAGAAGAUGGAGCCAAGCAGCACAACCUGACAGUUGUCAACGUGAGGAACAUCCUGCAUGAAGUGAUCACAAAUGAGCAUGUGGUUGCCAUGAUGAAAGCAGCCAUCAGUGAGACAGAAGAUAUCCCUUUGUUUGAGCCCAAAAUGACUCGUUCCAAACUGAAGGAAGUUGUGGAGAAAGGAGUGGUGAUUCCAACGUGGAAUAUUUCUCCAAUUAAGAAGGCAAAUGAGGUGAAGCCUCCUCAGUUUGUGGACAUUCCUCUUGAGGAAGAUGAUUCAUCUGAUGAAGAAUACCAGCCUGAGGAUGAGGAUGAGGACGAGACUGCAGAAGAGAGCUUACUGGAAAGUGAUGUAGAGAGCACUGCUUCUUCUCCUCGGGGAGCAAAGCGAUCUAGGACGAGGCGCUCCUCUGAUGAGGAGGGAGGGACUCUCUGCGAGAUGGAAAAGGUCACUACGCCUGUUGUUAGACAUAUCAGUGCUGAAGUAGUUCCCAUGGGACCUCCACCACCUCCAAAACCAAAGCAAAACAAAGACAGCACGUUCAUGGAGAAGCUGCAUGCAGUGGAUGAAGAACUGGCUUCAAGCCCAGUAUGCAUGGAUUCUUACCAGUCUCUGGAAGACAGCCUCAUCGCCUUCCGAACCCGAUCCAAGAGGCCACUGAAGGAUGUUCCCCUUGGCCAGCUGGAGGCUGAGCUCCGAGCCCCGGAUAUCACACCUGAUAUGUAUGAUCCUAACACUGCAGAUGAUGAAGAAUGGAAAAGGUGGCUUGGAGGACUCAUGAAUGAUGAUGUGGAGAAUGAAGAUGAAGCAGAUGAUGAUGAUGACCCUGAGUACAAUUUCCUGGAAGAUCUGGACGAACCAGACACAGAAGACUUCAGAAAUGAUCGUGCUGUGAGGAUUACGAAAAAGGAAGUGAAUGAACUGAUGGAGGAGCUCUUUGAGACAUUUCAGGAUGAGAUGGGUUUCUCCAACAUGGAAGAUGAAGGUCCAGAAGAUGAGGAUAAUGUUACAGAGUCACGGCCGAACUUCAAUACACCUCAGGCACUUAGAUUUGAAGAGCCCCUGGCCAAUUUACUGAACGAGCAACACCGGACGGUGAAGGAGCAGCUUGAGCAGUUGAGAAUGAAGAAGUCCUCCAUUAAGCCACCGCAGGAGAUGGAAAAAUCCAAACCUCAGAAUGAGAAGCCUCUGCAGAGCCUUGUUCUGGACAGUGUGCAAAGAAAGAGGCUCCAGCAGCAAAUGCAGCAGCAUGUUCAGCUUCUGACUCAAAUCCAUCUCCUCGCAAGUUCCAACCCUGCUUUAAGUUCUGAGGCCAGUACCACCAGGAUGUUUUUGAGUGAGCUUGGGAACUUUGCUCGUAGCUCCACGCUCCUCCGCCUGUCCUUCAACCCCAAGUUCCAGACCAUGUUCCAGCCCUGCAACCUGAAGGGAGCACUGCAGCUCAUUGAGGAUUUUCAUGCCCAAGUCCAGGUUGACUGGAGCCCUCGCAAAGCUGUGAAGAAGAGUGCCAGUGAAUUCCCAUGUUUACCAAAGCAAGUGGCGUGGAUUUUGGCAACAAGGAGAGUCUUUAUGUAUCCCGAGUUACUGCCAAUAUGUUCCUUGAAAGCAAACCCUCCACGGGACAAGAUCAUCUUCACCAAGGCAGAGGACAAUUUAUUAGCUUUAGGUUUGAAGCAUUUUGAAGGGACGGAGUUUCCAAAGCCUUUGAUCAGCAAAUACCUCUUGCCAACCAAAACUGCCCACCAGCUCACAGUGAGGAUCAAGAACCUCAAUAUGAACCGAGCCCCUGAUAACAUCAUCAGGUACUACAAGAAGACAAAGCAGUUGCCUGUUCUGUUCAAGUGCUGUGAGGAAGUCCAGCCUGAUGAGUGGAAGCCUCCAGUGGAGAGAGAAGAGCAUCGCCUCCCAUUUUGGCUAAAGGCAAGCUUGCCCUCCAUUCAGAGGGAGCUGAAGCAAUUGGCAGAAGAUGCCAGGGAGGCACCAGGUUCACCUGCUGCAGAAGCUGUCCUGGGGACAGGAAAGGAAGCUUCAGACACAGAACACGAUGAAAAAUACCCUCUCCUCAUGCCAAAGGGCCUCGUACUGACCCUCAAGCCCCUUGCCAAUCGCUUCUCUAGGAGAGCGUGGAGGAGGCAGAGGUCUUCAGCUCUUAAGCCUGUCCUCAUUCGACCGAGCCCUUGCCUGCAGCCCAGUGCUAACCCCAUCAACAUGCAGAGAGCUGUGAAGCUCUCCCAGUCAGAAGCUCCUCCCAGCAAAGUGAUGGUGCAGAUUCCCCGGCUCAUCCAGCCAGCUCCAGUGGUGCAGACGGUGCCGGGGGUGCAGCCCCUGAACGUCCCAGCCGUGGUAGGAAGUGGGGAUGCUUUGGAGUUCCAGAACGUGCUCUCCACUUCCCCCUCGGACUCCAGACAGGCUUUCUCAGCUGCUGUACCACCAGCCCUUGUGUCCUCAAACCCAGUGCCUCUCCAGCCCAAGGUGAUGCUGCCAGCUUUGGCUGGAGCGAAAGCACGCAAGCCUUGCGUUCGUAAGGGGUACCAGAGGAAGAAAGGGCCAAAAUCUGCCCCACUGCUCAAGACUUCCCCUUUGAUUCAGCCAUCUCCUGUCAUCCUCACUGUACCUGCUGCCACAGUGAAAGUGGUGAAUAUAGGCAAUGGCUGCAAUAUGAUUCAGCCCAUCAAUCCCACAGUUGGUAGAGGCGCUCAGGCCAUUCCAGUUACAACCUUACUGGUAAAUCCCUCCACUUUCCCCUGUCCAUUGAAUCAGCCCCUGGUGACUUCUUCACUCCCUUCGCUCAUUGUGUCCCCUAACCCUGUUGGUCUUUCUGCAUCAUCUGUUGGUGACAGUGAGGAGCAGCUGAAUCUGGUUCCUGCCUGCUCUGCUGGGAGCAACAAAAGUACAGCAGAGGCCAAGGCUGAACCCUCAGAGCUGUACACUUCGUGCUCUGCUGUCUCCCCCAAGGACUGCAGUACAAAUCCUGCCCCUGCAAGCAAUGGCAGUCAGGAGAAGGUGAACAACAGCGAGUGCUGUAGCUGGACAGUGGUGGAAGGAGAGGAGAACACCUCCGAGGCGUUGGCUGUGGACCUUUUGCCUCAUUUAGAAGAUCCAGAUGAAACAGUGAAAAUUGAAUCCGAAGAAUCAAAUGAUGCUACCAAGGAGGCAAACCCGGUGCAGAAGAGGGAUCUUGUGUGUGCUGACGUGAAGGAGGAAUUCAUGCUGGAUCUUGGCCAGGAGCUGAACAUGGAGGCUGCGUGCUCAUGCUCAGAUGACCUGAAAGAAAUGAAAGGGGAGCAUCCAUUGUGUGAUAAGAAGGGAGAAGAACAACGCUGGCCUUUGCAGUCGUCUCCCCACGGUGACCAGCAGAUGGAUGUAGGUGGUGUUGCUGGAGCACAAGGAAGCAGUGAGUCUCCAAAGAACCCUUCUUACACAGCAGAUGUGGAGGCAGAGUUCAGCAGUCCGCUGGGAAGACCAGAGGAUUCAUCCAGCAUAGAUGGGCAGUCUGUGGGGACACCGGCUGGCCCUGAAGCUGCUGGGGAGAGAGAAGGGCAAGAAGAGGAGGAGGAAGAUGACUUUGAUGACUUCACACAGGAUGAGGAUGAAGAAAUGUCAUCAGCAUCAGAAGAAUCCGUUCUUUCAGUGCCAGAACUUCAGGAGACAAUGGAGAAGCUGACUUGGCUGGCAACCAAGAGGCGUUUAAGCCAAGAAGGAGAUUCUGAAGAAGAGAAUUCCCAGGAAGAGAACUCGGAGCCUGAGGAAGAGGAGGAGGAGGAAGGGGAAGGAAUAGAGAGUUCCCAGAAAGAUGAUGAAAUAGGUGGAGAUGCAUCAGAGGAACCCAAAUCUGCCUUCCCGUUGACAAAGGCAGCCCCGCAGGUGGAAGCCCACAGAAUCCCAGCAGGAGAAAACAUGAAGGCCCCUGGGAAAAGCAGGGGCUCCCACAGAACCAGGAAUAAGAGGGGACGGGCUCGUGCCAGCAAAGAUACCUCCAAGCUGCUGCUCUUGUACGAUGAAGACAUCCUGGAGAGAGAUCCCCUGCGGGAGCAGAAGGACCUGGCGUUUGCACAAGCCUAUCUAAGCAGGGUGCGGGAGGCCUUGCAGCACAUCCCUGGGAAGUACGAGGACUUCCUCCGGGUCAUCUACGAGUUUGAGAUGAGCACGGACAAGCGGACGGCCGUGGAUCUCUAUUCCACCCUGCGGAAGCUGCUGCAUGAUUGGCCCCAGUUGCUCACAGAUUUUGCUGCCUUUCUUUUACCAGAGCAAGCUUUGGAGUGUGGACUGUUUGAGGAGCAGCAGGCGUUCGAGAAGAGCCGCAAGUUCCUCAGGCAGCUGGAGAUCUGCUUUGCUGAGAACCCUGCCCACCACCAGAAGAUCAUCAAGGUCCUGCAGAGCUGCACUGACUGCCUGCCCCAGGAGAUCACCGAGCUGAAGACCCAAAUGUGGCAGCUGCUGAAAGGCCACGACCACCUGCAGGAUGAGUUCUCUGUUUUCUUCGAUCACUUGCGGCCCUCUGCCAGCCGCAUGGGGGACUUUGAGGAGAUCAACUGGACGGAGGAGAAGGAAUACGAGUUUGAUGGGUUUGAAGAAGUGUCCCUGCCAGAUGUGGAGGAGGAGGAGGAGCCACCCAAGAUGCACACAGCCUCCAGGGCAAAGAAGCGGAAGGAGAUGGGCGGCCAGCACAAUGACAAGGAGGUCGAGUGGGUAGAUGGGAUGAAGGAAUGUUCAUGCUCCUGCCAUGAAGGGAGUAGCGAUCUCAAGCUAAAGAAAAGCAAAAGGAGGACCUGCAGCCAUUGUAGUAGUAAGGUGUGUGAGAACAAGUUCUACAAAACCAAGGACUCUCAAGAGCUCAGUGCAAGCCUGGGGCAGCAGGAAUCCAGUCCUCAGCCUGAAGGGAAGGAUUCCGGAGCAUCGAAGGAGGCUGCAGAGGAAAGCCUGGAGAGCAGAGAGGAGGGAGAGGAUGCCCAGAGCAAAGCAAAAACUGCCUCUAGGAAGGCAGAGUCUCCGCUGUCAGGGUCUCACCCCCAAGGCAGGAUUGUCUCCAGCAGCCAUGAACCCGCCGAGGAGGCUGCGCUGCCUGAGGGCCGGGUUGGAGACGCGGGUGCCAGAGCUGCUGUGCAGGACAAGGACUCCGAUGGCAACGGCCCCACAGGGACCCAGCCCCACAGAGCUCCCCUUCAGCUACCUCAGGAAACCAAAGACUGCCCUUGCACUGUGGGGAGGGAGGCACCGAGCCUGCAGCACGGAGCUGCAGUGCUGCCCCUGCCCCCUGGUGCUGCUGCAGAGGAGGGUUCAAUGGGACCGGGUCAGGCUGAGCGGCUGCACCCGGCCUCAGCCCCAGCCCCUGCCUUUGGGCCCGCAGCAGAAUCGGGGCUGAAGGACCCCGAGGGCUCCCCGGUGCCUCCGGAAGCAAAGCAGGGCUGGAGGAAAGCAGCGCUGGGGAGGAGCCGCGGGUCCCGGUCCCCGGAGCAGGGGGAGCGGGGCUGCACCGAGAGCAGAGCACAGGCAAAGGCAAAGGCAGGGGAGCGCUUCCAGGGCCAGCAGCGGCAGCAGCCGGAGCAGGAGGAGGGCAGAGGGGUUCCUGCCUCCCUGGGGCAGCAGCAGCAGCACCGAGGCACCGAAGCCACCGUGUGUGCCAAGAACAGCAAAGUCAGCUCGACCGGGGAGAGGGUUGUCCUCUGGACCAGGGAGGCCGACAGAGUGAUCCUCACCACGUGCCAGGAGAAGGGAGCCCAGCUCGAAACCUUCCAUGCCAUCUCCCAGACCCUGGGCAACAAGACAGCCGGCGAGGUAUCCCACAGGUUCAGAGAACUGAUGAGGCUGUUCCACACGUCCUGCGAUGGGAGCUCUGAAGAUGAGGAGGAUGCUACCAGCACCAGUAACACGGACCAGCUCUCGGACAAGGAUCUGCUGCUUUCGGAGGAGGAACCUGAUGACUGAGGGCUGGUUUGGGCUUGGAAAGCUCCCGCCUGCACCAGAAGGGAGCUGUUUGCCAGUUUGCUGCUAGGCUUGUGCUGUGGGGCAAGGAAAAAGGCUUGCACAGGUACUGAAGAUGGCACCUUUCGGGGUGGUUUGGGGUUCCUUUUCCUGCUGUACUCCUGUCAAGCUGCACUAAAGGCCUGGAGAAAGGUGUUGGGGGCGAGAGCCUCUAGAACCUCCAUGGGGACCUCCAGCAGCGGAACGGAUGCUUGUGCACCCCACAGCCUUUGACCCGUGU
This is a messenger RNA of Neopsephotus bourkii (Bourke's parrot), 6855 nucleotides long. Its product is annotated as GON-4-like protein. The record is from RefSeq and is a predicted model, not a curated record. Bases 42 to 6578 code for a protein of 2178 amino acids. Gene Ontology annotation, biological process: regulation of DNA-templated transcription. NCBI's taxonomy places the organism in Eukaryota, Metazoa, Chordata, Aves, Psittaciformes, Psittacidae. The transcript is spliced from 31 exons. Gene Ontology annotation, cellular component: nucleus. Gene Ontology annotation, molecular function: transcription coregulator activity.